Coccinella septempunctata (seven-spotted ladybird) is the source of this 3380-nucleotide messenger RNA. Its product is annotated as protein nervous wreck. The coding region runs from base 139 to 3171 and encodes 1010 amino acids. The transcript is spliced from 14 exons. Gene Ontology annotation, biological process: regulation of actin filament polymerization; neuromuscular synaptic transmission. The record is from RefSeq and is a predicted model, not a curated record. Lineage: Eukaryota; Metazoa; Arthropoda; Insecta; Coleoptera; Coccinellidae. Gene Ontology annotation, molecular function: protein binding. Gene Ontology annotation, cellular component: recycling endosome; neuromuscular junction.
CUAAAAGCGGUCAGUGGGUGGCGAAGAACAUAAUCAAUAGACGUGGAAAGCGUGAGAUGGGGUCCUAGAGAAAAACGGAUCUGUAAAUGUGUCGAGUGAUAUGUAAAUGAUAAAGAGAAGGUUCUAGUAACAGCCGAAAUGCAGCCACCUCCAAGAAAGGGAAACUACGCCAAAUUUUUGAAAAAUCUACACGACGAACAGAUCAAAAAAUUGCUAUUAAAGAACCAGCAUGAAUGUGACUUAUUAGAAGAUAUAAGAAGUUAUACUCUGAAGAAGUGCGCUAUCGAAAAAUCAUAUUCGGAUGCACUACUCAAAAUAUCUUCAGCUUAUCUGAAUAAAAAAAUUCCAAAUAUACCCGACAUAAAAUUAGAAGGAGGCGAAGAAAAAUGGAAUAUGUGGAAUGUAUGGCGGACUGUUCUAGAGGAAAACGAGAAAUUAGCGCGAGCUCGAUUAGCAGCAGUGGAAGUGUUUCAAACACAAAUAGCAGAAGAUUCGAAGCUACUUAAAGCUCAUAAAGUUCAAACUGCUAGAAAGUGUGUGGAUCAUCUAGCCAACGUUCAGAAGGAAUUGCAGAAUUGCGUACAGGAUAUUGAUAAAACGAAAAAAUUAUAUUUCGAUGAAGAACACAGUGCUCACGAUGUAAGGGAUAAGGCAAGGGACAUCGAGGAGAAGUUGAAAAAGAAGAAGGGUUCUUUCUUCCAGUCUAUCACGUCGCUUCAGAAGAACAGCGCUAAAUUUUCUUCGAAACGGGAGCAGUUGGAAGAGAAAUCAGCGGGUGCGAGAAACGAUUAUUUGCUCUGUCUGGCGGCUGCCAAUGCUCAUCAAACUAGAUAUUUUGUCGUCGAUCUGCAGCAGUGCAUGACAGCCUUGGAAAGUGGUGUUUAUGAGAAGGUGGCCGAAUAUUUGACGCUCAUGGGUCGUACCGAACUCUUAACGUGUUCUGCUAUGCAGAACUCGUAUUCCACCAUCAGGGACCAGGCGAAACAGCUAACCAGAGAGUACAAUCUACAGUGCUGCUAUUUGUACUAUCCAGUUUUGAAACAACACAUUCAAUAUGAUUUCGAGCCAUGCGAUAACGAUCCAAUCACGACCAUUCUGGCAGAACACGAUAACGCCGCGUCAACUCUCAAUAAGGAAGCACGAAGAUGGGCAACUCGAAUAGCCCGGGAAGAUAACAAUAUAAAGGAGUGUACGAAGAAGAUGCAGAUAUACCAGGCCCUGAGGGAUUCUGGCCAAAGGGUAGAUCCACAGGAUCAGAACGGUCCGGACCUGGAAACCAAGAUCGAAGAUAUGAGGCAGCAGAUACGGAAGUCCGAAACUUCGAAGGCGAAGGCAGAAGCCAGAAUCGAGUGCCUACGAGCCGGCGGCGUCAACGUGGACGAGUGGCUGCAGGAGGCCGAGAUGCUGAAUGUACAGGACAUUCAGAGAUCGACGAGUUCCUUAUCGGUGAGAACUGAUGCUUCGGGGAUGGCGGAUCACCCCAGUUCUGAUUCGUUCUAUGACAGCGAUUUCGCGGAAACGGAAGCACCUGCUCCCCAGCCUGUUUCUCAGCCAAUGGUCGAACAUGCUGAUAGUGAAGAUAGCCAAGCAGAAACAGCAGAGGUCGACGGUGAGUGGGCUAUGCUAGAGAACGAGAGGCAGAGGAUAGAACAGUUAACAGCCGGAUGGGACGACCCUACUCAAGUAGAUUGGGGUACUGAGGAUGCUUCAGCAGUAGAAGACAACAGUUCGGAUAUACAGAGGGAUAGCAUCGUUUCCAGCAGUUCCCUAUUGAAAUGCACAGCUUUGUAUUCAUACACGGCCCAGAAUCCGGAUGAGCUAACGAUAAUCGAAAACGAGCAACUGGAAGUGGUAGGUGAAGGAGACGGGGACGGAUGGUUGAAAGCUAGAAACUACAGGGGCGAAGAAGGUUACGUGCCCCACAAUUAUUUGGACGUGGAACGAGAACAGCUUCCGACCAAUCCGGGAUUGGUCAAUCAGAUAUCAUUUUCUUCCGUAGAUUACACGAUAGAUCAGGAGGAGGAGAUGACGGCGCAAUCGGGAACAACAACGAAUCAAUCCCCUGAACAAAUAUCUGUCAUUUCUAUCCCAGCGGCGGACGCUUCUCCGAACCAGCCCCUGAGCAUGACGGAACGUCAAGACACCCUGCCGCCAACGUACUGCAUCGCCCUCUACGACUACGACGGAGAAGGAAGCGAAGAACUGACGUUCGAGGAAGGCCAGAUCAUCAGGGUGCUGUCCAAAUGCGCCCACAGCGUCGACGACGGAUGGUGGCAGGGCGAGCUGGAGGGUAGGAUAGGCAACUUUCCCUCCCUGGUCGUGGAGGAAUGCGACGAAUUCGGAGAGCCCAUGUCCAACGAACUGGACCAAUCGCCACCCCCGUCCGCCCCUCCGGUUUUCACGCCGCCCGGCGCGCCCCCUGGGGAGUUCAACGAGUACUUUUCGGACGAGCCGGAACUGCCGCCACCCGCUGAGCAGCCGCCCCCGCCGCCGCCUGAUAUACUGGAGGAGGUGGCGGAUUUCAACCCCGCAACAUCUUCCAGAAAUAGCAAUAAUUUUUCGAUGGAGCUGUCGAGGAACCAGCAAGAGCACUACGUGUCGCAGUUCGACGAGACGGAAGAGAAUAAUAUACCAGCAAUAGAAAUUCCUAGUUUAGCAGUUGAAGAUGAGGACCCCCAGGAAGCCAACAACGAGGCAAAGUACUCAUCCGGAGACUUCGGCUUGGGUGUGGCACAAAUAGUCAUCACAGCUGCGACACCGAUGAUAGAGGAACCAGAGUCAGCAUUCCCGCCGGUAGAAGAAGAGGAAGAAGAAGAAAAAGGCAACGUGGAAGAGGAAAACGCGGAAGAGAAACUUCCAGAAGAAGAGACUCCUCCGGAACCCGAGGAAGAUGACAGAUCGCAGCCACCAAAGCAGUCCCGAGUGGACUCGAUGGACGAGAUAGACGAAACGCCAGCCGACUCAGCUCCUUUCGCCAUAAGCAGUAGCACCGGCAGUGACGGCGAUACCACAGGACCUAGUACGGCGGAAAACUCCAUCAGUCAAGUGCCGCCUCCGCUUGUCACCGACGUGGAACCCAAGCAGGUCGUGGGCGGUAGAGCCAGCAUCCCCGACGAGUUGGAGCCACACCAAUUAGCACGACUUCAAGACCUGAAAGAGUCGAAUGCGUAGAUAAUCUCGAAGUUCCUGAUUUCCAAUCGAUAAUGGCACACGUCAGAAUCAAUCUUUUUCCUUUCGGCGUUUUUUUCCUGUGAAAACUGGAAUAAAAGGAAUAAUACUCUCACAACACUAAAUAUAUACAGGGUGGCCAUUUGAAAACGAAACAGACGAGAUUACAGACGAAAUAAAUUUUUUCGAUAGAAAUGCUCGGACAGGUCGAU